CCCGCCGCCGCCACAAUAUCAUUUCAUGGUCGGACAUCGUGCUAGUAGUACGUAACGAAUGUGUAUAUAUUAUUUUAUGAGUAAAACAACAAGCCAUUUUAUUGUGUUCUUUGUUUAAAGUGUUUAAACUCUUCUUCAUAAACGACUGGAAAGAAAUGGAGAACGACUCUUUGCCCAUAUAUCCUAAAGUAUAUCCCUCGGCUCAGAUUCAAAAGAAAAUGGAUAGCACCACUAUUCCAUUGACAACUCAACCUUCUUUUAAUCAAGUAAUGGCACCAACGCUACUGGGACCUGAAAACAGCAUAACAGUAUGCCAAUUUUGUCAGGCGUCAAUAAAAACUUCAAUCAAGUACACCGUUACUGCACGAACUCACAUAGCUGCUGCUCUUUGCGGCCUUAUAUGCUGCUGUUGCUGCAUACCAUACUUGUCAGAGUCCGCGAAGAACGCCGAUCACUAUUGCCCUAAUUGCCACAAAUAUCUUGGCACGUAUGAGAAGUAAAUAUUCGAAAUUUGAAGGCAAAUAUUCAUAUAAUGUUUUGGUAUUAUAUACACCUUUCUUUUUCUUAGGUAAUAUUAUAGUUAUAUAUUAAUAUUAUAGUUGUUAUAUUAUUCGAUUGUGUUUAUAAAUAAUAACCAUAAUAUCUUAUUAUAUUUUUAAUAUAAUAAGCUCAUUUUGUAACUGUUGAAGGUUUUCAAUUAUUUACCAAUUUGUAUGUUAACUAGUUUUUUCUUUUUUAUUACAAGUAGGUAGGUAAGAACAUUAAUUUGACUUCUAUUUGGUUUUCGAGCCUACUUCCUUGAUUUUGUUUUAACUUCAUUCAGUUUUUGUGCCUGUUAUUCAUUGAACAUAGGAUACAAAAAGACUGUGCCCAUUUAUGAACUUUGUAGUUAAACUUACAUUUUUAACAUAAGACUUUCUGUCAAUGUAAAUUUGCUUGUUGUCAUUAUAUAUAAUUAUUUCUAACUUAACCGUAACAAAAUCCGACUGUAAUAUACAUGUGCCAUUAAUAUAUAACUUACUGCAUUUAUUUUUAUAUCUACUUAGUUAAUAAGUACUUCAUGUUUGUGAAUGACGGUUACCACUUUCCAUUAGUUGGGCCGUCAGCUUUUUUAUCAUUCUAUCAUAAAAAAAUUGAAAUAUUAGAUAGAUAGACCUUUAGAUAGAUAUAUCAAAUGUUUUGAAUAAUAUAUUCAUAUUAAUAUUUUAUAGAUAAGAGCACAAAAUAUUGUAAUUGUAGCAUAGAAAAUGUAUUACUACAUUAAUACUUUUCUAUGUUCAUAAUUUUAAAAUUUAUAUAUGUUCAUAAACUUAAAAUGUUUUAUUCUACAUUUUAGAAUAAUUACAUAAUAUUCUGUAUUUUUCUAUGUGAUUAUUAAAAUAAAU
Molecule: messenger RNA, 1385 nt
Organism: Galleria mellonella (greater wax moth)
Lineage: Eukaryota; Metazoa; Arthropoda; Insecta; Lepidoptera; Pyralidae
Product: lipopolysaccharide-induced tumor necrosis factor-alpha factor homolog
Exons: 5
Coding region: 156-500 (114 amino acids)
Molecular function (GO): zinc ion binding
Source: RefSeq, a predicted model, not a curated record